CACUGAGGACCAACCCACUGCAUGUUCAGUCCUGCCCUCUACUAUUCCCCCAUCACAAUCGCAUGUGGCUGUGCUGCGCGGAGCCUGCGUCCUCUCCUCCGGCUGUGGGAUCGUCUGUGUAGCGACGCCAAACCCUGCGUGGAUAUUUACAUUUGCAGUUUUAACAGGCUGACUCUCGUUGCCUCCUAGUGUGCGUUGCUGGCACUGAAGAGAAGAAAAAAAAAAAAAAGAUAUUUGGAGGAAAAUUGUCAAACCACAGGAAAUCCUACUUGGUAACAUCACAAAGAACUCUUUCCGUCCAUCCCGCACGCACAAGUUUCAAAAGACAAAAGAAUGCGCAAUCAGAGGACUAUCUGACAUCUUGUCUGUGGAUCUACCUUUACAAUCAGCAAAGAGCAUUUUUCCUCUGGGAGAUACCACCAAUGGCCAAUGAGUCUUUCCACGCUCCCUACGCUGCCGUAGAACCGUCUCCUUCCACCACAAUGGCUCCCUCCACAGGAAUGCUUCGUAUGUUUGGUGCAUACCAGAGCAACGCAGUCAUCAUAGAACACUACAACUACACAGGAAAACUGAAGGACCACAAGUACACGGACGGUCUCAAACCGGUGGCCAUCGUUUUCCUGCUCGUCUGCUUGCUCAUUGUGAUGGAAAACGCUGUGGUUCUCGUGGCCAUCUGGAAGAACAAGAAAUUCCACGUGCCCAUGUACUAUUUGCUGGGCAAUCUGACUCUCUCCGACCUGCUGGCAGGCUUCACCUACAUGGUGAACAUCAUGACGUCCGGCGCCAACACGCUGAGCAUGACCCCGGUGCUGUAUUUUCUGAGGGAGGGGGGCGUGUUCAUCAUGCUGGCCGCCUCCAUCAUCAGUCUGCUGGCCAUCGCCAUAGAGCGGCACGUCACCAUGGUGAGGAUGAAGCCGUACCAGGGGGACAAACAGGGCCGGAUGUUCGCCUUGAUCGGAGCGAGCUGGGUGAUGUCCGUGUUCCUGGGCAUCCUGCCGGUGAUGGGUUGGAACUGCAUGGGUCAGCUGGAGCGGUGCUCCACCGUCCUGCCGCUCUACGCCAAGAGCUACAUCCUCUUCUGCAUCACCGUCUUCAGCGCCAUCCUCCUGUCCAUCGUCGUCCUGUACGUGCGCAUCUUCCGCAUCGUCAAGAUCAACACCCAGCGCCUCGCGACGGUUCCUCAAAGAAAAGGUCUCUACCGUAAGUCCCAGAAGUACCUGGCCCUCCUGAAGACGGUCACCAUCGUCCUGGGGGUCUUCAUCGCUUGCUGGGCGCCCCUGUUCAUCCUCCUCCUGCUGGACUUCUUCUCUCCAGCCAAAAGCUGCGGUGUGCUCCUCAAGGCCGACUACUUCCUGGGCAUCGCCAUGUUCAACUCGCUCCUCAACCCGAUCAUCUACACCCUGACCAGCAAGGACAUGAGGAAGGCCAUCAUCAGGCUGCUCUGCCGCCCCUGCCUCAUGACGCCAGACGGACAGGUGAAGAAGUUCGGGAUGCCCUUCCUGGACUGCAGCACCACUAAGAAUGACGUAGCCUCUCAAAGACUGGAGGGAGUGGAGACCACAGUGUCUUCCGGUAACUUUACACCCUCGACCAUUAAAGCCAUUUAUCCCAGGCUACCUAAGACAUGAUCCAGCCACUAACUCUGACUAAGCACUGAGAGAAGACAGUCAGACUGAGAACACAACCUCUGGUAUCUCUAAACGGAUAUCGGCAAACAUGGGACAAGAGACAAAGUUUUGCUUUGCACUGCCGAACGGUUUCGGUAUCAAGCCUGAACGGAAUAUGUUUGCGAUAAGAAUCCAAACUGGGAGAACCCCUUUUCUGGUUAAGCAUUCACUUAAUUUUUUUUUUUUCUAAGCGUACUUCUAACAACAGUAUGAUAAAAAAAAAAAAAAAAAUUAAAAAAAAAAACAUUAAAUAUCCAUGCCUUAAUAGUAGCAGUACAGCUGUGUUUUAGACGCCGAAACAAGGCCAGCAUUUGUCAGAGGAUGUUCUUUCACAAUACAGCUCAUCUUCAUCAACGUUUGCACAUGAAGAGGAAUCAAAGACUGUCUUGCAGAUGUGUCGUGCAAAUACAGCUGGUUUUGAGCAUUUAAUAGGAAACCCAAGCAUGUGAUUUAUCCUUAUCUCCUCUCCCUGUGUAGUUUAUAAUGAUACGUUGUUACAAACACGGAGCAUCCACACCCAAACUCUGCAACCGAAACCGUGUAAUUUCUGCCAUGUGAGUUCUGGUCAGCAGCGAAGCCGGGGUAGAGGGCCGCCGACAUCAGAGGCUCGGUGGGACCGGAGACGUCACGAGGAGGGCUGAGCUGGGUGGUUUUGCCGCUUUGGAGGUCCCCUCAACAUAUGUAGCGACACAUGAUGAAUGCCUACAAGCAAUAAAAGCUGACAGCGGAGGCUUGUUGACGCCUUCUCGGUUUUGCAGACUAGAAUAUCACAGGCUACGUCUUGUGGGCACCAGAGAUGACAAUCGUCAGAUCUCUGUUAUUUCAGGAUGAGGGUUCAUCUUGAUUCGGUGAAACGCUCUGUUUUUCCUGUGAUCGAAUCUCCCCCCCAGAUAACGUGACGAUCCGUCACAAGCCAGAAAACUGUUUGGGUUGUGGGAGCGUUUCGCUGUAAGAGCGACGCAAAGCAGACUCCUAAAUGUAAUAUUGUACAGUGAAAAAUUUAUAUUAACUGAUCUUUAUUACACUUUGUUAAUAUCUACUACUCUCCGAGCUCCAUGUUUGUUUGUUUUGUAAAGUGCUCACUUAAGUUAUGACGCCAAGUUUUUAUAUCUGCACUGAAUAAAGAUAUGUGAAUGAUUUCUA
Mugil cephalus (flathead mullet) is the source of this 2810-nucleotide messenger RNA. It is a transcript of the gene s1pr5a, whose product is annotated as sphingosine-1-phosphate receptor 5a. NCBI's taxonomy places the organism in Eukaryota, Metazoa, Chordata, Actinopteri, Mugiliformes, Mugilidae. Gene Ontology annotation, cellular component: membrane. Gene Ontology annotation, molecular function: sphingosine-1-phosphate receptor activity. The record is from RefSeq and is a predicted model, not a curated record. The transcript has 2 exons. Bases 423 to 1628 code for a protein of 401 amino acids. Gene Ontology annotation, biological process: G protein-coupled receptor signaling pathway.